Messenger RNA from Hyalella azteca, 2002 nucleotides. RefSeq names its product pheromone-regulated protein PRM7-like. The coding region runs from base 191 to 2002 and encodes 603 amino acids. The transcript is spliced from 2 exons. The record is from RefSeq and is a predicted model, not a curated record. Lineage: Eukaryota; Metazoa; Arthropoda; Malacostraca; Amphipoda; Hyalellidae.
UCAAGCAAAGUUCAAGUCGUAACUAAAACGCUGCCAAGACAGCUCAAUACAUCAAGUUAACUCUGCAAUAGUGCAAUACGUACUGUUGGAUGGACUUCUGCCAGCUGAAAAAGCCCUGCCUGAUCUGGAGGAGAUAAUCAAUUUGUUCGCUGCAUCCAUCUUGAAGCAGAGCAUAGUCAUAUUAGUCGCCAUGGCAUCGAUGAUGGCCAUGGUGAAGGAACUGGCCAUAUUUGUGCUUGCUACUACGGUUGUUGGGUUUUUAGCAGCCGCUAAAGAGGUGACAGUAAUGGGCCUCUUCACAAUCAGCUUUUUAUUUGCUUUAGUUUCAGCAGCUUUUUAUUUGCUUUUUGCAGUUUAUGAGCCAGAGACAGUCAUACAGACGGAGACCGAGACAGACAUGAAACCAGAGACAGACACAUAUUUGGAGACAGGAACAGAGUUGGAGACAGACACAGAGUUGGAGACAGGCACAGAGUUGGAGACAGGCACUGAGUUGGAGACAGGCACAGAGUUGGAGACAGGCACAGAGUUGGAGACAGGCACAGAGUUGGAGACAGGCACUGAGUUGGAGACAGGCACAGAGUUGGAGACAGGCACAGAGUUGGAGACAGGCACAGAGUUGGAGACAGGCACUGAGUUGGAUACUGACAUGGAGAUAGAGACAGAAAAUCUCGUGCCAAAUAUAUUGUUCGGCCACCGUCGUCGGUUCAACCCCACCGUCGUCGGGCGUGCAACAAUCAUACGACCACCAAUCGUUUCAUCAGACGAUACUGACACGGAGUCGGAUACUGAUCUGAAGCUGAAGACAGACUUGGAUCCGGCCACUGUCAUGGAUCCGGCCACUGUCAUGGAUCCGGCCACCAUCAUGGAUCCGGCCACCAUCAUGGACCCGGCCACCGUCGUGGAUCCGGCCACCGUCUUGGGUUCGGCCACCGUUGCGGAUUCAUCCACCGUUGCGGAUUCAUCCACCGUUGUGGGAUCGACCACUGUUGUGGAUCCGGCCACCGUCUUGGGUUCGGCCACCAUUGUGGAUCCGGCAACUGUCGUGGGUUCAUCCACCGUUGCAGAUUCAUCCACCACUGUGGGAUCGACCACCGUCGUGGGUUCGGCCUCCAUCGUGGGUUCGGCCACCGUCGUGGGUUCAGCCACCGUCGUGGGUUCGGCCACUGUCGUGGGUUCGGCCAUCGUCGUGGGUUCGGCCACCGUCGUGGGUUCGGCCACUGUCGUGGGUUCAUCCACUGUCGUGGGUUCAGCUACCAUUAUGGGUUCAUCCUCCGUCAUUGGUUCAUCCACUGUUGUUGGUUCCUCCACUGUUGUGGGUUCAUCCACCGUCAUGGGUUCAUCCACCGUCCUGGGUUCUUCCACCGUCAUGGGUUCAUCCACCGUCAUGGGUUCAUCCACCAUUAUUGGUUCAUCCACUGUUUUUGGUGCAUCCACCUUCGUGGGUUCGGCCACCGACAGCAGGCUCGCCCCAGUAGACCCAAUAGAAAGAGGGCGAGAUUCAUUAGGAAGAGAGCAAGACCCAACGGGGCAUCAAGAUCCAACAGGGGAGCAAGACCCAACUGGGGAGCAAGACCCAACAGGGCAUCAAGAUCCAACAGGGGAGCAAGAUCCAACAGGAGAGCAAGACCCAACUGGGGAGCAAGACCCAACAGGGCAUCAAGACCCAACUGGGGAGCAAGACCCAAUAGGGCAUCAAGACCCAACAGGGCAUCAAGACCCAACAGGGGAGCAAGACCCAACAGGGGAGCAAGACCCAACAGGGGAGCAAGACCCAACAUGGGAGCAAGAUCCAAGAGGGGAGCAAGAUCCAACAUUGCUACCAAUCGCAUCGCUACCACCCCCAUAUGCAUGCCUACCACAACCAAGCGCAUCGCCACCACCUCCAUACACACGGCUGCCACCCCCAAAUUCAUUGCUACUACCUCAAUAUGCAUAUGUACCACCCUUAAAUACAUCGCAACCACCAGAAGUUUUGCCAGAUGAUGAAGACUUGUGUUAA